UUGGAUCACAAAUAGGAUCCGUGCGCAUGCUCCGUCUGUUCCGUUUACUGUAUAUUCACUGUGGUAAAAGGGCAGGCAGCUAACAAACCAAGCUUUUUACAGCAAAGUGGCUUCUACAAUGUAAAUACGCUCCAGGGAAACCAAAAGGGAUAUCAACAGGUGUUUUUAGGUGUGAUGAGACAAAAGAACAAAGGAUGCCGUAGAAGAGAGGCUGCUUACAAGCCGGGAAUCUGCUUCAAAGCACAACAAAUGGAUCUAUCGCCUCCCCCUGCCGCCUCUAGAUAAUGAUACUUGGCUGAAGCUACUACAUCUUUAUGAUCCCUCCUCCAUCUAUGGCGAACUAUAGCCAUGCAGGGGACCACAACAUCUUGCAGAAUGUCUCUCCUCUCGCCACGUUUCUCAAACUGACAUCCCUGGGUUUUAUCAUUGGAGUCGGCGUCGUUGGCAACCUCCUGAUCUCCAUCCUACUGGUCAAAGACAAGAGCCUGCACCGCGCACCGUACUACUUCCUGCUGGACCUGUGUGCCUCGGAUAUUCUGCGCUCCGCCAUCUGCUUCCCCUUUGUUUUCACCUCCGUCAAGAAUGGUUCCACCUGGACGUACGGCACGCUUACCUGCAAAGUGAUAGCCUUCCUGGGGGUGCUGUCCUGCUUUCACACAGCGUUCAUGCUCUUCUGUGUGAGUGUGACACGCUACCUGGCCAUAGCCCACCACCGCUUCUACACCAAGAGGCUCACCUUCUGGACGUGUCUGGCAGUCAUCUGCAUGGUGUGGACGUUGUCGGUGGCCAUGGCCUUUCCCCCGGUGCUGGACGUGGGGACGUACUCCUUCAUAAGGGAGGAGGACCAGUGUACGUUCCAGCACCGCUCGUUCAGAGCCAACGACUCCCUGGGCUUCAUGCUGCUCCUCGCCCUGAUCCUUCUGGCCACCCAGCUUGUCUACCUCAAGCUAAUCUUCUUCGUUCAUGACCGCCGGAAGAUGAAACCAGUCCAGUUUGUGCCUGCCGUCAGCCAAAACUGGACCUUCCAUGGCCCCGGGGCCAGCGGCCAAGCAGCGGCUAACUGGCUGGCGGGGUUCGGCAGGGGCCCCACACCGCCCACCCUGCUGGGGAUCAGACAGAACAGCAAUGCAGUGGGCCGGCGACGCCUGCUGGUGCUGGACGAGUUUAAGACUGAAAAGAGGAUAAGUAGGAUGUUCUUCAUCAUGACCUUCUUCUUUCUCACGCUCUGGGGCCCCUACCUAGUGGCCUGCUAUUGGAGGGUGUUUGCCAGGGGCCCCGCGGUACCAGGGGGGUACUUGACCGCGGCGGUGUGGAUGAGCUUCGCCCAGGCGGGAGUCAACCCCUUUAUCUGCAUCUUCUCCAACAGGGAGCUCCGGCGCUGCUUCAGCACCACUCUCCUUUACUGCAGAAAGUCCAGGUUACCUAGGGAACCCUACUGCGUUAUAUGAAGGCUUGGGUUGUUUUUUUCCUUCCACUCCUCCACUGAUUGACAUCAAUUUGGGUUUUGUCCCAUUGUACAGCUCUCUUUCUCUUCAUCCUCCUGUUUCUCGUCCUCCUCCUUCCCUCUCUUCUGAGGCAGAAGUUGGACUGUCAAUCACUCCCUUGGUUCUGUGAUUGAACGUCAUACAUGGAGGUUGAAGGGAAUGAAUAAGCAGGUAGCUGAGAACCCUUCCUAUGUUUAUGUUCUAGUAAACAACUGCUGUGGAACGUCAUUUAGAAGCAGAGAAGAACAAAAAAAAUGGUGAAACUACAAAAACAAAGGACUGACCCCUUGCUUUGGAUAUUUUGAAGAUAAUUCAGUGAGGUAAAAGAUUCCGGUGAAAAGAAAAACUGAAAACUAAGAAACCAUUUCCUCUAAGGAGUCACUGGAAUUGUUUUACAUUUAAAAGUUGCACUAAAAAGAAGAUGUAAAGAUGCUUUUUUUGAUCAACGGUUGCAUUGCAAGGUGCAAGGACAACUUGUUUUUCCCCUCUAACUAAACAAUGAAUGCUUUAAUUUGCAAAUGACACCCCAUUCGUUGUAUGUAAAGCAAAACAAUGUUGGGUGACUAUCUGUUGGACUACACCUUCACAAGAGGAUUAAAUUGGUUUUAAUGUAAGUGAUAUCUUUUUUUUAUUUU
Oncorhynchus gorbuscha (pink salmon) is the source of this 2119-nucleotide messenger RNA. RefSeq names its product probable G protein-coupled receptor 85. The coding region runs from base 315 to 1448 and encodes 377 amino acids. The transcript has 2 exons. Gene Ontology annotation, cellular component: plasma membrane. The record is from RefSeq and is a predicted model, not a curated record. Gene Ontology annotation, biological process: G protein-coupled receptor signaling pathway. Lineage: Eukaryota; Metazoa; Chordata; Actinopteri; Salmoniformes; Salmonidae. Gene Ontology annotation, molecular function: G protein-coupled receptor activity.